This is a messenger RNA of Lytechinus pictus (painted urchin), 4406 nucleotides long. RefSeq names its product glutamyl aminopeptidase-like. Gene Ontology annotation, cellular component: cytoplasm. The transcript has 22 exons. Gene Ontology annotation, biological process: proteolysis; peptide catabolic process. NCBI's taxonomy places the organism in Eukaryota, Metazoa, Echinodermata, Echinoidea, Temnopleuroida, Toxopneustidae. Gene Ontology annotation, molecular function: zinc ion binding; peptide binding; metalloaminopeptidase activity. The coding region runs from base 361 to 3243 and encodes 960 amino acids. The record is from RefSeq and is a predicted model, not a curated record.
UCACGACAUACACUCUAUAGUGGGGGUUAUAACUGUUAUGAUCGUCGUAACCUUUUCAAGUCGGUAAAUAUAUCAGCUGUAUCCUCCUUUGAGUAAAUAGCUUUAUGAGAGUGGGCUACUGGUUGCUACGUAAGGGUGAAUCGAUAGUAGUAGGCAGUGAUCGUUGAAUGAUAUCGGACAGCAACUGUCUGCUACUGUGAAACGCACGGAGCAGAUUUUAGUUGCGAAGGCGUUGCGCCAGGGUAGGCUUUAAGGGCAGUUGCAGAAGACACGGGAACGGAUCAUUGUUGACUCGAAUUCGGUUGGAUACAUCGCCUGCUGCGUUUAUUGUCGUUUUGAAAGCAAAAGAAAGGCGACAACAUGGAUGAACCGGAGUCGAAAAGUGGAUAUUUCAUCCGUAAGAGUCAAAUGGUGGCUGCCGUUGUUUUGGCAGCAUGUCUUUGCCUCAUGGUCGGGUUGAUGUGCGGUCUUUUGCCCCAGGCUGAGAUCUGCGAGGCGCCUCCGGUCGAAGGGGUGGUCGAUGAUGCGGAGAUCGCUGGUGACGUACCCAAACACGAUGCCGGACCCGGCGUGACCAAUGAUGAAGAGUGGCACGAAUUACGACUACCGACCUCCGUCAAGCCAACUCACUAUCAUCUACUACUUCAUCCUAAUCUGACCACGAAUUACUUCACCGGUGAAGUCACGAUCGAUAUUACAGUCACCGCCAAUACAAUGUACCCUCGCCUCCACAUCAAAGCCAUGGACAUCGCAAAUGAAACUGUUAAGAUCACAGACAUGAAUGAUAAUGAGCAAGCCAUAAAGCGGGUCUUUACAUACGAGCCAAACGAGUUUUUGAUCAUGGAAAUGGAAACUCCACUCGUACCAGGUGACUAUCAUCUAUACAUCGAAUUCGGUGGAUGGUUGAAUCAAACGAUCGUCGGAUUCUACAAGAGUGUGUACGUGGAUGCACAGGGCAACGACAGAGCUAUUGCCACCAGUAAAUUCCAACCGACAGACGCCCGCAGAGCUUUCCCAUGUUUCGAUGAGCCAGCUUUUAAGGCUAACUACACGACAUCGCUGGUUCACCCUGAAGACUACAUCGCCCUCUCAAAUAUGGAUGUCAAGGUGACCGAAAAUUAUGAAAACGGAUUGGAGGUAACGCAUUUUAACCCCUCUGUUCCCAUGAGUACCUACUUGGCCUGUUUCAUCGUGUGUCAAUUCGAAUACAAGGAAAUGAACACUUCGAGCAACAUACCGUUCCGUGUGUAUGCCCCGAAGGACGUCAUCGACCAAGUGGACUAUUCCUUGAUGAUCGGUGUCAAUAUUACAGACUUUUAUGAAGAAUACUUUGAUCUCGGCUACCCACUGCCUAAACUUGACAUGAUAGCGAUUCCCGACUUCGUUAGCGGCGCCAUGGAACACUGGGGCCUCAUCACCUACCGCGAAACAAACCUUCUGUAUGAUGAGCAAGGAUCGUCGGAAGGCAAUAAAGAACGAGUGGCUGCCGUGGUAGCUCACGAGCUAGCCCACAUGUGGUUUGGUAAUAUCGUUACAUGCGAUUGGUGGGAUGAUCUUUGGCUUAAUGAAGGUUUUGCUAGCUAUAUGGAAUACCCCGGAGUUAACAGUGUAGAGCCAGAAUGGAAAAUGUUGCAAGGUUUCGUGACCACAGACCUCCAUUACGUCAUGGGACUUGAUCAGAUUGUAUCUUCUCAUCCUAUCAUUGUCGAAGUCAAUCAUCCGGACGAGAUUAAUGAAAUAUUUGAUUCGAUUCCAUACAGCAAGGGUGCCUCUGUUAUACGUAUGCUCAACAACUUCUUAGGAGAAUCUGUCUUCAGAGCUGGAGUUUCGGAAUUCUUGAAAUUCUAUCAGUACGGAACAGCAGUUACCGACAACCUGUGGGAUAAAUUAUCAGAGGCAGCUGCAGCUGAUGGAACUAUUAUUGAUGUGAAGAGGGUGAUGGAUACGUGGACUCUCCAGAUGGGGUUCCCCGUGGUUACCAUGGAGAAGGUGGAGGUUGGGGGAGAUUAUUUCCUCAAAGGGACACAGGAUUGGUUCUUGGUGGAUCCUAACGCAAACAAGAGUGCUGACCUUUACGGAAGUCCUUACGGUGACUACAUUUGGGAGAUUCCUUUUCACUUCCGGUUUAAGAAUGACCUGGGCGAUGAGAAACGGGAAUGGAUAUGGCGAAACAAUAGCGAAUUUAUGACACCUUGGAUCGGGGAAGUGGGCGACUUCUACGUGGCAAAUACAUUUCGAAUGGGCUAUUAUCGUGUUAACUACGAUCCAGAUACGUGGAACGCGCUAGGGGAACAGCUCCAGCUCAAAUUUGAUGAUAUUGAUGAGACUGAACGCGCCGGGAUCAUCGAUGACGCUUUCAAUUUAGCACGAGCCAGUCAGGUGGACUACAGCGUAGCUCUAAAUAUGACGAAAUAUCUGACGUUAGAGACGGAGUAUGUACCGUGGGAUACAGCAAGGGAUAGCUUGCUGUGGCUCGGUGAAAUCAUGAGAUUCCAAUCCGGUUAUGGUCUUUACAGAAGAUAUAUUCAAGAUUUAACAGACGCUAAAUACACCGAGCUUGGUUGGAGGGAUGACGGUACCCAUCUUGAAAAGUAUCUAAGGUCUAACAUCAUUGAUCUCGCGUGUCGUCAUGGUAACACAGUGUGUUUGGACGAAGCAGUGCGGAUUUUCUACGAAUACCUGAAUGGAUCGACCGUUUCUCCCGACCUGAUGUCCGAUAUGUUCCAGUUUGGCAUGGAGAAGGUCGGCGGACAGGAAGAGUGGAAGGUACUCUUUGAGAACUACCAGAAGUCCGACGUCUCGCAGGAGAGAACCCGACUUCUUUACGGGAUGGCACAGACAAGAAUCCCAUGGAUCCUUGCCGACUACCUGGACAUGCUGCUGGUAGACAACAGCCCGAUCAGAUCUCAAGAUUUCUUUAGUGUCGUUGGCUACGUAGGAGAUAAUCCUGUCGGGAAUCCAAUCGCAUGGGACUGGGCCAGAGUAAGGUGGCCUGAAAUUGUGGCAAAGUUUGGCAUUGGAUCUCGUUCCCUUGGACGUAUGAUGCCUGGUCUGACUGAAUUCUAUUCCACAGAACUUUCUCUCCAAGAGAUGAAGGACUUUUUUGAAGAAUAUCCCGAGGGCGGGGCUGGCUCCCGAGGUAGACAACAGGCCCUGGAACGUGUACAAGGAAACAUCAACUGGGUUGAAACAAAUGCUGAUGUAGUGCACCAAUGGCUCCAAGAGAACAGAAUCUCCUCAUAAUAACAAUAACAUUGAAAUGAUUAUAAAAAUUGAUUAUUAAGCCAGAUUGGAAUAAUAAAUGCAACAUUUCGUUCUAUCAUCCUACGAAUUUUCAAUUAGUUCUUGGCAAUGAUUUCAUUUGAAGAUUUGAAAUAAUCGAAAUUAUCAAUGAAUACAAUGAUAAUUACAAAUGGGAGCUAAUUCCUCCGGCAGUCAAGCGAUAAAGCAUAUGUGCAUUUACUUGUGCUAAAUGGGGCUUUGAGUAGUGAGAUUGAUUUUUUUUAAAUGUUUUUUUAGCGGCCCGAACAACCUGCUAAUAAAAUUCCUCUGUAACCUCAUUUUGCAACAGAAAAUACAUUUUGAUCAAUUGAAGUUUAGAAAUUAAAGUUUAUUAUAGUUCCAAUAAAUUUCAAAAAUUUUAACUUCACAGAUAUAAAAAUGACAGUGAAUAUCAAAAUUGUUUACGAUAUGGUGUAAUAAUAACAGGGUUUUAAGAAAUAUGCAUUUCAAAUAUUAUAAAGGGAGUAUCACACUUAACACUUAUGAUAAUAUUUACAUACGUGCAAACUUAGAUAAUACAUUGGAAUGUGGAAUGAGUUAAUAAAAUAUAAUACACUCAUGACAGACAGUUUGAUAUUUACCGACACAAGAGAUUAAAUUCGUCAUUAUCUUCCUUUUGUUUUUGUUAUAUCGGGCAAAUAUCAAGAGAUUUAUUUUGUUCUUCCGAGGUAACAAAAUUUUUAAUAGGAAUGCACAAAAUUGUGAAUACAUUUGUAUAGCUGUUCUAUGUUGAUAUUUGUAAAGUUGUCACUUUUUUGUGCUGUCCAUGUAAUCGUACAGAUUGUAGUUCCCAUAUGUUAUCUGUCAUUCAACGAUAACUAUAGUUCAUGAAUAACGAUGGUAUCUAGAUAAUUUUGACUGAAUAUUUCAGGAAGAAAUUGCAUGUCAAAGAAAAAAUAUGCUACGAUUACAAAAGAUUUCUUCUUUUUAAGAUUAACAGUUUUUCAGGUUUUAUGUGUUUUUAAUUUGUCUGAAGAUCUGUCUCGAAGUGCCUGAAUUCAGACGUCAUACAUUCGUCUAUAAUUGUAUUUUACACCAAAGAAAUGUGAUUAACAGAGUAAAGAUAUUCAGUGAUUUGCCACCCCAGAAAUAUGGUAAUAAACGGAGAAAGCUAUUUAAAAUCA